Molecule: messenger RNA, 1966 nt
Organism: Haliotis rubra (blacklip abalone)
Lineage: Eukaryota; Metazoa; Mollusca; Gastropoda; Lepetellida; Haliotidae
Product: stimulated by retinoic acid gene 6 protein-like
Exons: 17
Coding region: 113-1909 (598 amino acids)
Biological process (GO): vitamin A import into cell
Cellular component (GO): plasma membrane
Molecular function (GO): retinol transmembrane transporter activity; signaling receptor activity
Source: RefSeq, a predicted model, not a curated record
AGACAAUAACGUCUGUUAUUGGCGCACACACAGUGACAAACACGUUUAUACAAAUGUAUUAACAUUAUCGCAGCUACCCGGCCCCUAUAAUAACCACUGGGAGCGAGAAGACAUGUCUGACGACACGGGGUCUGAUAUAUCCUUCAACUAUGAUGACUUCACUCACUACACAGUAAUACCCGCGGUGGUAAUCAUACUCUUGCUGGCCUUCCUGGAGAAGAGGAAGAGUGGAAGGGGCAUCUAUGACGGCGGCCCGGCAUUGAUCGUACCGUUGAAUCUCCUGGACGGUUAUGAGAACCGGUUUGCGUUUGCUGCUGCCUUUGGUGCCGUCACGAAUGAAAUCCUCAGCCUGUUUCUAGAGACCCAGUACUCCUUCGAAUAUCCGCUCUGGGCUUUCGCACUGAUUCUACAGGUGCGGACAGUAGAGGUGGCGGUGGUAUGUUUCCCAUUGUUUGCAUGCAUUGCCACUCGACACCGAUUGGUUGGAUCCGUUUGCGGACUUCUGUAUUCUAUCCUCUUGUGCGGCGGUAUCCUCACAGAUCUAGUUCAGCGGGUCCGUUUAUCAGCUGGUACCAGUACAGUUUUUGAACUAAGUCCCAUUGCCACCGACGUUCCUGUGCUUUUGUGUUAUAUGUAUCUGUUGGUGAGAUCAGCCUCAGAAAUCAUCCGCGCUGUGUCAUCCAAAGUGUACUCCCUACAGGAGGAGACAGACACGGUGCGUCCACAUCAAACCCUCCAUGUGAGGCUAUUACUUAGCGGUUACUAUGAUACAGUUUUAAGGAAAGACGAAACAUUUAGACAAACGGUGACCUAUAGAUCCAUCCUGGGCUUCAGGUAUCCAGUGAAAAUAGUUUGUGCUGUCUUCAUUGUAGCUGUUAUUCUCUAUCAGCUGGCUGUUCUGGAGAUAACGGGUGGAGUUGUACUGUGGGAAAUCAAAGAACAUUUCCUCAACUUUGAAUCGAUUGACGCAUUCAAUCAUACAAUCGUCUUGCUCACACCGCAGGCCGUCAACGGCAUGAUAGGAAAAACAUUUUGCGUUUGCACCAGAGGAGAUCGAUCCUUCAUCUGCGAGACUGAGCAACAUACACAGUAUAUAAUGGCCAGCAAUCUUCGAUUCCUUGGGUACCUAAUUGCCUACAGUAUUUGGGGUGCUGUGAUUUUCCUCGUCUUCCUGUUGAUAUUUGGUCUCGUGGUCUUCUACGCCAUGUUCUGGAUGGAGGCUAACGGCAUCCUGUGGACAUUCUUCUUAUACGUGGUACAGCUUUUGAGCCUCCCUGCGACAGCUCUCAUCCUGUUCUACAUCCAGGUGGCGAUGGCGAGAUACGUUCUGCUUCAGGACAAAAUACGACCAACUGACGAGGACCCGCCACUCAAUGUAGAUAACAGGAGAUUUUACGAGGGGUUCAACUUUUUCUCCCUGUUCGGGAGCUUGACAAUUGGUAUAUUCUCCUGCUUUCUACGAAUUCUAACUGGAACCGUCAUGGGAGUCGUGAUGGUCGGCAGACUGGACAAAACUACGUACAUGAGAAGCAUGGAGAGGCGUGAUAAAGGUCACUUCUCCUACAUCAGCAUGCUGCACGUUGAAAACAGCCACAACCACCCCGUUGUCAGGGUUUUCUGUGGCAUCCUCUGGGACCAGACGUUGCAGCGGAGACACGCCACCUCUUCGACAUUGUUGAAAAAGACUACCCUCAAGUACAGGACAUUUCCUAGCGUUGAGCCCCCCGAGGAUGAAAUUGGCGACAACUCUGGUAGAAAACCUCGACGACAGAUAUCAGCUUUGGAAAAUACGCGAAACGUGCGGAAAUGGAAACUGGCCUUCACAUUACUCAGGAACCCGGAUUUAAGGAAACAGAGGAAGACUUUUUAUCCAAUGGUGGACACAAAGCCCAAGAAGCUGCGGCAGUAGAAAUGAUUGACGCACACGAGUUCUCAUCAGUGUGAAUAAAUGAACCACAUGUGAUAA